Molecule: messenger RNA, 6155 nt
Organism: Phacochoerus africanus (Common warthog)
Lineage: Eukaryota; Metazoa; Chordata; Mammalia; Artiodactyla; Suidae
Gene: P2RY1
Product: purinergic receptor P2Y1
Exons: 2
Coding region: 738-1853 (371 amino acids)
Biological process (GO): relaxation of muscle; phospholipase C-activating G protein-coupled receptor signaling pathway; platelet activation
Cellular component (GO): plasma membrane
Molecular function (GO): G protein-coupled ADP receptor activity; A1 adenosine receptor binding; G protein-coupled ATP receptor activity
Source: RefSeq, a predicted model, not a curated record
UCGCCUCCCCGCAGAGCGCGGUCUAGCUCGGGUGGCCAAACUCCGCCCAUCCUCGCGGGGAGCCGGUUCGCCCUCCAGCCGCCAGCACUCGGGACAGAGCGAGGCUCUAGAAGGGCCUGCGAGCUCACACAGACGGUGAACCAGAGACGAUCCAGAAGCGCACGAGUCUGCGGCCACGAGCGCUCUAAAUGGCUCCCAGAGGCUGAGCGCAGAGGGGCACGGAGGCAGUGCCACGGGCCCCAGAGCCGAAGUACUGGAUUGCAAGGUAGGGAGAAGGAAGAUGCCCAAACGAAGUUGAUAUCUGGGGGAAGGAGGCUGGGGCGCGCCCUCCCCGCACCGGAGCGCAGCGCAACCAGUUUCGCCGGACCUCGCUGAGCCCCCGGCGCGCUCUCCGGCGCGAACCCGCGGCCCCUCGGUAAAGCUCAGAGGGAAAGUUGUUGGCGGCGGUGUCCUACGCUCCCUGUUGUGUAACCUCGACGCUGCCAGCCGGACGGGGAAGUUGCUGGUUCUUCGGCCAGUCCAGUUCGGUCAUAGAUCGGGACGGAUUCAUGGCCCGCGAAGAACGCGGGGCCGGAACCGGCGUGGGCGAGCCCCCGCGCGCCCUCUCCCGCAGGGAUCCCGGGCGCCUGCUCUUGUCCGCUCUCCCGCCUUUCCGAUGCUCUCUGCGCCCCUCGCAGCCGCCGCCCUCUCGCCGCCGCUUGCCGCUUGGAGCUGCCGCCUAAGUCGGGAAGGACAGAAUGACCGAGGUGCUGUGGCAGGCGGUCCCCAACGGGACGGACGCUGCCUUCCUGGCCGGCCUGGGUCCGCCCUGGGGGAACAGCACAGCUGCCUCCACCGCCGCCGUCCCGUUCAAAUGCGCGCUUACCAAGACAGGCUUCCAAUUCUACUAUCUGCCGGCUGUCUACAUCUUGGUAUUCAUUAUCGGCUUCCUGGGCAACAGCGUGGCCAUCUGGAUGUUUGUCUUCCACAUGAAGCCCUGGAGCGGCAUCUCCGUGUACAUGUUCAACUUGGCCCUCGCUGACUUUUUGUACGUCCUGACUCUGCCGGCUCUCAUCUUCUACUACUUCAAUAAGACCGACUGGAUCUUUGGGGAUGCCAUGUGCAAGCUACAAAGAUUCAUCUUCCACGUGAACCUCUAUGGCAGCAUCUUGUUCCUGACUUGCAUCAGUGCGCACCGGUACAGCGGUGUGGUGUACCCUCUCAAGUCCCUGGGCAGGCUCAAGAAGAAGAAUGCGGUCUACAUCAGCGUGCUGGUGUGGCUCAUCGUCGUGGUGGCGAUCUCCCCCAUCCUCUUCUACUCGGGCACUGGGAUCCGAAAAAACAAAACCAUCACCUGCUAUGACACCACCUCAGAUGAGUACCUGCGAAGUUAUUUCAUCUACAGCAUGUGCACGACCGUGGCCAUGUUCUGUGUCCCCUUGGUGCUGAUUUUGGGCUGUUACGGAUUAAUUGUGAGAGCUUUGAUUUAUAAAGACCUGGACAACUCACCUCUGAGGAGGAAAUCCAUUUACCUAGUGAUUAUUGUACUGACUGUUUUUGCCGUGUCUUACAUCCCUUUCCACGUGAUGAAAACAAUGAAUUUGAGGGCCCGGCUGGAUUUUCAGACCCCAGAAAUGUGUGUUUUCAAUGACAGGGUUUAUGCCACUUAUCAGGUGACAAGAGGUCUAGCAAGUCUCAAUAGCUGUGUGGACCCCAUUCUCUAUUUCUUGGCAGGAGAUACUUUCAGAAGGAGACUCUCCCGAGCCACCAGGAAAGCUUCCAGAAGAAGUGAGGCAAAUCUCCAGUCCAAGAGUGAAGACAUGACCCUCAAUAUUCUAUCGGAAUUCAAGCAGAAUGGAGAUACAAGCUUGUGAAGAUGCCAAACAUUUUAUAACAUGCUCUUCUGUUCAAAGUGUACAUGAGUGCUGGAGCUAUCUGGAUAUUAACAGUUUCUCCAAGAAAACUGACCACCUGAAACUUAAAUUUGUGAUUUGUCUGGCUUUUAUUGUUUUUAAUAAUCCGAGGUAAGAACAAAUUGAAACUUCACAUCCUCAAAUUAGAGAAGUACAGCCAAAUCCUAAACUUGGUUCAUUCAAUAGCAGAUGAACAAGAGUGCAGCUGGGUGUCUUUUUUCAUCCUAUAAGCAAAGGUGGUAGGUAGCUGGCUGAGUUUCUUUGAAGAACUGAAUAGAAAAGUCAAGUCAAUGAAUUUAAAAGUCUAAAAAGUGAUUAUCUCCCUGGUUUUUUUUGUUUGUUUGUUUUGUUUUUUUUGUUGUUGUUUUUCUAGAAAACUGCCUACUGUAUGUUGGGUGAUAAAUGUUUGGUGGUUAAAUCCUGCAUAUAUUAUCUUGCACAUAAAAUGCCUUCAAAAUAAUUAAUGUGCACGUAUUUUCCUUGAAAACACCAUGAACUCUCUCAGACUUCCUGUGAUAAAGAGCAUUUACUUGCACCACUGCUAUGCAGCUCCUUAAGGGUGUGUUUGUGUUCCAGGACAAAUGCUUACUUACAUCUGUAAAAACAAUUUUAAAAAAUCACAGCUAAAAUAAAACCAAAGUUGAAUAACUGUUAGCAAGUUGAGGGAUGUUGGGCAAAGGGGGGAGAGUGGUUGACAGUCAUCCAUAAUGCAUAGCAUGCAAGCAUAUUCUCGAAUGUAUGAGACAACUGUGAGUGGGGAGAAGACAUUUUUAGAAUAAGGAGUGUAGUUUAAAUUAAUCAUGAUGUGUAAAGGCUCUUUUUUUGCUUCUUCAAAAUGCUGGAAAACAUUAACUGCAAUAUAGAAAGAAGGCAGCACACACAAUUUGUAUGGGUCGUGUUCACAGAAUGAAACACUGUAAUGAUUUACUGGAUCUUACAUGCUCAUAUUUGAAGAAAAAAAAAACACUCCAAAUAUAUGGGAAAGGGAACUAUGAAGAAUUACAUUUAAAUACUUGAGGUAUCACAGCACUAAAAGGUAAUGUGUAGAAACUGCUAAUCAGACUAUUAAUAAUUUAAGAGACGACUACUAGGCAGUGCUUUAUAUUCUCCCCCUGCCAAGCAGUAAUGAAAAAUCCAUAAAAUACUUCAAUAACUUUCAUAACAAUUUUCGGUGAAUAUUGAAUUGCUUCACUUCUAGUCUUUGAAGUGGUCAAAUUCUAUAUAAGGCAGAAUAAUGAGGUGAGGUGUCACAGUUUACAAUACCAUAUAAAUAAAUCCAGUGUCAAAGGAAUUUUUAACUGUGAAGAUACCCCAACAAAGCUAACACCAGAGUCUGCAACUGAUGGUGGGGUAACUUGUGUCUCUAGGGGAGAACCUGAGCGCCCUGUGGGACCCUGUGACCGGAAGGUCAGAGCUGGGCUUCUGUUCUUGCAGUGCCUGGGUAGACUGCAGAUUUGUGAACCCUUCAGUUUCUUCCUAGAAACUUCAUUUUACUUAGUCACUAGCCACCAGGCCAAUGAAGAAAAGCUGUAUCUAGCCUUCCUAAAGAGGGCUACUUUUUUACAUGUUCAGUGUUAAAGCACAGAAUUACAGAGACCAAAUCAAGAAGAAACUUUUAAGAUGUCCUACCUAUACUUCCUCAUUUUGAGGAAAAAAGUUUCUUAUUUGGUUAGGGUCCUACAGUAUUGUCUGUUGUGGAAUCCUAAAAGACAAAUACUAAGACUGUCAUGAAUACAUUACCCCACCAAACAUCCUGUUCCAUGAGACAAGAUUCAUAUCACUAAGACGGCCAAAAUGGAAAUGUCAAAGCCUGUACCAUCCUUGAACUUAUAGACGAAUGGUUCCCAUUUCUGUAAUAUUUCCUCACCAUUUACUUUAGUGUUCUUCCUUUUAGGUCUGAGGAUGCCAAGUCUGGUUUACAGUAUGUGUUAAGUACAUUGUUUCAGCUUCCAGAGAACUUGCUUUUGGAGUGCGGAUCCAGUGUGGAGGUGAACAGUGACUAAAAAUGCCCUUUGACUUCUUGGCAUGCUUCUUCCAGUGUUUCCUCUUUAGCUUCAUAUAUCACAGAGUAAACAAUGAUGACAUGCACAAACCUGCCUAAGAGUGACAAGAAUGAUCUGUCCAACCCCUUCCAGGCACAAAGAGGUCUCUGAGAUGAGUCUGCUAAUGGUGAAAACAUACAGAGGGUCAAGAUAAAGCAGUGACCUAUCAGCUGAAAAUCUGUUUCAUGACAAAUGAGAUGAGUAGGUAUUUUAAGAGUAAAGGCAGACAUCCACUGAAAUUUUGAUAAAAAGAGCUAAAAUUAUAGGACUUAAGAGUUAACUAAAUUUCACACAAUAAAACAACUUGAAUGCCAAUUUCAAGGUGUCUUAUGGCUCAUCAGUUGGCAUCUUUGAUUUUUUGAACAUCGACGUAUGUUUGCAUUGAAAUGAUAAAAAACAGACCAAGAAGAGAUAAGAGUGAGAGUAGGAUUUGGAGUUAAAAACAGUGACGCUGCCACUCGGCCAGCUGUGGAACUCUUGACCCUGUCAAGUCCAUACACGGUGGAUUAAAAGGGUUGGAUGACAUCCAUCUGUUGGGGCCUUAGGGGAUGUAGUAAAGCAUUAAAACUACAGGCAGCCAAAGGUGCGUGAAAUCUGCUACAGUAUUUUCUAGGACUCUUCAAUUCUAGUCCUAAGCUAAAAAUUUGUACAAAGUUCUUCAGCUGUGAUGAUGGACAUGACCUGUAAGUUUCUGCAGUUUCCUUGGGGCAGCCCCACUAUACUGCCUUUGGAUACAAGAGAUGUCAGUGUUCAGAGCAGCUGGAAUCAGACUGGUGACAAUGACAAUAAAUAUUUGUAAUUCGUUAGAGACAUAGUGAAGCUUUAACUUUGCUGGUCAAAUUGUAACUAUCAUAAUAGUAUUUAUUGAUGAAACUCACAGUCCUUCCAUUGUACAGAUUGCAACACUUUAAAGAUCCAACAUACUGAUGUACAUUAUAUUUAUUACUAUGUAUAAUAUUAAUAUGUCACACUGGUGUAUUUACAUAAUAUAUGAUGCAUAGAAAAUGAGUUAUUGUAUAUUAUGAUGCUUUCCAAAUAUCAGUCUGUUGAAGUGUUUAAAUAUUCAGAUUUUUUUCAUCUAAAAUAUGAAAAUCUGUUUUGUGAAACAGGUGAUUCUUUUUCUCUAGAAAUGCUUUGGCAUGUUUACCUUUUUAUUUAGGGUUCUUUCUGCAUAGACACAGUUUGGUGUCAAACUAUCAUAAGAUCAAUAGUAAAUAUAAAAUACCCUAGCCAGACUGGGUCUGUAUUGUCUGCAUUUUAUAUAAAACUAUAGAAAAGUUUAUGUUGCCUUUUCAACACGUAAGGAGGAACUGUGUCCCCAAAUACAGCCAGAGCUUCUCUUUCCAAAUGCAAGAGACUUGUCCUAAAUUCAAAGUAGAUCCUUAUGUUUUAGAAGUCUGGUGGUAUAGGCACUACAGAUACAACAUUAAAAUUUAAGGAAAUGCUUAAGGGAAAUGGAAAGACAAAAAGGCAGCUGGUAUAAUCAGUUAACUGUGCUCAGUUCUGCUUCAGUUUUUAUGUUGUGUUUCUUCUUCAGGUGAAAUAGUAUAAUCUUAAUUUCUUUGAGAUGGAGUUUGUAAGUAACACACUACCAGCAAGUUCAACACUGCUAGUGAUUUUAAUGUUUGCUUUGUUCAUAUGAUAGCUUUAAUUCCAAGUUUUAUGGUAGUAACUGUAUAUUAUUUGGCUGCUGAAUCCUGUUACAACUUAAAAAUUCUGUUGUACAUUGUAUUAUACACAUCAUUACAAAUUAACAUGAAGGGGAAUAUAUGUUACAUAUCAAAAAAUUGUGAAUUUGAAUUCUAGUAUGUUUUAGUGCUUUUGCAAAAAUGUUUAUUUUUAUAUUAUGUGAUUUUAAUAUAGAUAAUUGAACUAGAUUUCUUUGUGAUUAAUAGUACCAUUGAAUGAGUGGUAUGGAAACAGUGUUACUUGAUGUUUUGAGCUUUCUCAGGUUUAUCUAAAUCAAUGGUAGCUUAACAAAUUCCAGACUAAUUGUGCAAAAUCAUGUUUUAAAACUUAUUUCCUAUAAGUUUGCAUGCAGAAGUGUACAACUUCAAGUGUGUGUGUAUGUGUGUGUGUAUGUGUUGUCUAAGGCAUGGCAGCCAACUUCGUAUCUCCUGUUGAUAAUAACAGCAGAGCUUUGAUAUAAUUAUGGCCAUUAGAAUUGUACCUACCAUAGAUAAUUAAAACUGAAAAAGUCUCAAUAAAACUAUGAAAUGUG